Molecule: messenger RNA, 2302 nt
Organism: Sciurus carolinensis (gray squirrel)
Lineage: Eukaryota; Metazoa; Chordata; Mammalia; Rodentia; Sciuridae
Gene: Bank1
Product: B cell scaffold protein with ankyrin repeats 1
Exons: 16
Coding region: 145-2154 (669 amino acids)
Biological process (GO): negative regulation of phosphatidylinositol 3-kinase/protein kinase B signal transduction; negative regulation of B cell activation; B cell activation
Molecular function (GO): protein tyrosine kinase binding; signaling receptor binding
Source: RefSeq, a predicted model, not a curated record
UUGGACUUGCUAAGCUUAAACACUUACAAAUGUAAACUUUUGAUAUUAUCAAAUGGUCUGCUUAAAGACCUAACUUCAGAGAAGCGUCAGUUUCUGGAAGAGGUUCUUCACUCACCAGAAAGUGUAGUUACUCUGCUUUGUGGGAUGAAGAGUUCAAAUCAGCUAUAUAAAUUAUUAAAUAUCUCUGGAAGCAGAUGGGAGAUCUCAACAGAGCAGGAGCCUGAAGACUACAUUUCUGUCAUCAAGCAAAUCAUAUUCAGAGAUUCUGAAGACUACCUUGAAGUCAUCAUUCCAACAGACGUAAAAGUCAUGCAUUCUGGGGAAAUAAAUCAGAGGAAGGAUGAUGAAGAUUCAUUAGAAGCUUCAAGAAGCACCAUGCCACCAGUCGUAGUGCUUCCUGCUGAAAUUCCGUGUGAGAAUCCUGGUGAGAUAUUCAUUCUUUUGAGAGAGGAAGUGAUUGCUGAAACUGUGGAGGUUGAGUUUAUAUCAAACAAAGUGCACAUUAGAACUCAGCCGACCCUUUGGAAUAAGAAAGUCUGGUGUAUGAAAGCUUUAGAUUUUCCUGCUGGCUCAGUCAAUGUCAGUAUCUACUGUGAUGGAAUCAUUAAGGCCACAGCAGAGGUUAAAUACUAUGCAAGAGCAGAGUCAGUGGAAUGCACACACAGAGCAGCAGAUCCAGGAGAGGGUUUGUGCAAGAAUGACAUUGAAGAGCUUGAUGACAUUCUUACAUCCAUAUUCAAAAAUGAGAUACCAUAUUAUGAAUUCCAAUCUCUUCAAAAUGAAAUUUACCCUCAAAAGGAAUAUACUCAUGUCAAACAACUACCAACUCUUCUCCACUGUGCAGCAAAAUUCGGUUUAAAGAACUUGGCUAUUCAUUUGCUUCAAUGUUCAGGAGCAACCUGGGCAUUUAAGAUGAAAAAUAUGGCUGGUUGGGACCCAGCACAGAUUGCUGAAAGGUGUGGUCACAAAGAACUCAAAAAAAUAUUUGAAGACUUCUUGGUCCAAGAAAUUAGCAGAAAUAAUGAUCAAGAAUAUUACUAUGAAGAGGAUAUUAUCCCAUUUUCUCCAUAUUCUACCUCCUCGCAGUACCCAGCAUUGCAUCAUGAAAGCAGGAAGACCCACAGGCAGAGUGCAGAUGGUAUUGAGGCAACCAAAGGAGCAAGGGAGGAAGAGGAGCCUGAAUCACACACUCAGGAGAGGCAUAGCCCCUCAGAGUUUGGCAGUGGAAGUCCUGAGGACCAGUAUGAUGACUUGUAUGUGUUCAUUCCUGGAACUGACCCAGAAAGUGAUUCACAAGAGCCACCCAUGUGCUGCAGACCACCUCUCCCACCACCACGACCUGCAUCUACUGCCUUCCAACUGGAAAAACCACACUUCACAUUACAAACAGGAAGAGUGGUGGAAGGUCACGUGGAAAGGAGUCAAAACUGGAGUUAUCCCAGCGCCAGACAGAAAAAGAGAGAUGAAUCCAAAGAAGAAGAAGAAAAGAAAGAAGAUGAAAAGAAACAGGAGGAGGAGGAGGAAGACCCAUACACUUUUACUGAGAUUGAUGACAAUGAAUAUGACCUGAUACUGGCCAAUAUGAGUGUAAAGAAGAAAACCGGAAGUCGAUCCUUCAUUAUAAACAGACCUCCUGCCCCCACACCCCGACCCACAAAUAUCCCUCCGAAGGAGGAAGCAACACCUUACAUAGCUCAAGUGUUCCAACAAAAGGCAGCCAGAAGACAAUCUGAUGAUGACAAGUUCCAUGGUCUUCCUAAGAAACCAGACAAAGCUCGAAUGGAGAGUCCAGUCUUUUCUACUGCAAGGGGCUAUCUGGCCUCUGGACAGGAAGAACUCAUUCUCCUGCAGGAGAAAGUCAAGAAAGGGAAAAUAUCUGUGGAUGAGGCCCUGGAGAAAUUUAAGCACUGGCAGAUGGAAAAGAGUGACUUGGAAAUAAUUCAGCAGGAAAAACUACGUCAACUCCGAGAUAGCAUUAUUGGGAAAAGGCCAGAAGAAGAAAAUUUCUAUGGUAAACUCACCAUUGUGCAUCAUCCCAGUGGUAACACUGCCCAAAAUGAAAAUAUGUUGUAUAAUAAUCCCUUCAACCAUAAGCUUCCUCCUCAACUCCGAGUUGAAAAGGAAUUUGGUUUCUGUUGCAGGAAAGAUCAUUAAAGAAGGUUAUUCUAAUGAAACUCAAGAAUCUGCAAACAUUGUGCUUUCUGGGUGAAGCAAGCUUGCAUUUGAAUUGUCUCCUCUCUCCAUGGCAAGUCUCUACUAUGAAAGCAGAAGCAAACUCUAGAUUUGGGAAUUUGUUAUUACC